Messenger RNA from Hibiscus syriacus, 2610 nucleotides. RefSeq lists its product as uncharacterized. The transcript is spliced from 6 exons. Bases 1 to 2610 code for a protein of 869 amino acids. NCBI's taxonomy places the organism in Eukaryota, Viridiplantae, Streptophyta, Magnoliopsida, Malvales, Malvaceae. The record is from RefSeq and is a predicted model, not a curated record.
AUGGGGAUUAAUAAUCCCCUUAAACAAUUAAAGGUGCUUAGAAGAUUUGAUGCUUGUGGUGUUGAUGUUAUCUGUGUGAUGGAAUCUCGCAUUAAAAGAGUUAAUUCUGAUAGGUUUUCUAAUGCAUUGGCUGGUGACUGGAACUUUGCUGAGAACUAUGAUUUUGUUGAGGGAGGUAGGUUAUGGAUCUUUUGGAGAAAGCAUUUGUUGUUCACUGUUUUGAGAUGUUGUGAUCAAGCUAUUACUAUUAUUGGGGCUGUUGAUGGGCACAUGACAACUAUUAUUGCUAUCUAUGGCAGUGGGGAUUUCAACAUCAUUGCCAAACUUGAGGAGAGUUCUGACUUUGAUGUCAUGGGAGUCCAUUGCACCCCUGACAUAAAGGACUUCCAGGAGUGUUUGGAGGGCCUAUACCUUAUUGAUCAUCCUUUUCUUAGGCCUUUAUUCACCUUGUCCAAUAAGCAAGAUGACUCUUACUUAGCCCGCAAACUUGACAGAAUUUUAGUCAACGAUCAAUGGUUGUUGGAUUUCCUAGACUCUUUUGUAGAAUACAAAGCCAGGGGGAGUCAAUGUGCAGGAUCUGCUAUGAGCUAUUUUUUUAAUAAGUUGAGAAGGCUUAAGCCUCUCCUUAAAGAGCUUAACAAUGAGUUUUUCUGUGACAUCUCUGGUAGAGUCAGAGCUAAAAGGUCUGAAUGGGAGCAGAUCCAAACAUUUAAUCUGGCUCACACAACUCAAAGGAGGACUGAUGAAGAGAGGAGGGUUCAUUUUGAACUUGUGGAUUUGGAAACUGCUGAAGCUAUUUUUUAUAAACAGAAAGCUAAAGCACAUUGGCUUAGAGAUGGAGAUUUGAAUACAAAAUUCUUUCAUCACAAAGUUCAAGCUAAUAAGAAAAGGAACACUAUUAGAGUUAUCAAAAGUGAGGAUGAGCAGUUGUUUGAAUCUUUUAAAGAUAUGGCUGCUGAGCUAUGCUCUGCUAGAAAUUUGAAGGACUUGAUUAAUGUUUGUCUGUCGGAUGGUGCAGAUGUAUAUCUUACUAAGGAGGUGAGUGAUGUGGAGAUCAAAGAGGCUCUCUUUAGAAAAGGGAAUGAUAAAAGCCCAGGUCCUAAUGGCUACACUAUUGGCUUCUUCAAAGCUGCCUGGAGCAUUGUGGGUAGUGAUUUCACUUCUGCUGUGAGGUAUUUCUUCCAAACUUCCUAUUUACUGCCUGCCUUCAAUUCCACAGCCUUAGUUUUGGUCCCUAAAUUCCCAAAUGCUACCUUAGCAAAGGAAUUUAGACCUAUUUCUUGCUGCUCAGUUGUAUACAAAACUAUUACUAGAAUUCUUGUUGAUAGACUUACUACUUACUUCCCUGGACUGAUUUCCCACAAUCAAUCAGCUUUUGUCAAGGGUAGAAAUAUAGUUGACAAUACCCUGUUAGCUCAGGAGAUAGUGAAGGGAUAUUCUAAGAAAAAUCUUUCUCCUAGAUGUACUGUAAAAAUUGACUUGCAAAAGGCUUUUGAUUCUGUUAACUGGGACUUUUUGUUGUCUGUUCUUGGGGCAAUGGGGCUACCUGAUUUUAGUGGGUAUUUUAAAGGGGCAAGGGGGAUUAGGCAAAGGGAUUCUCUAUCCCCUUGUCUUUUUGUUAUUGUGAUUAAUGUCCUAUCCUCCCUGUUGAAUGCUGCUGCCAAGAGAGGAAUUUUUAGAUACCAUCCCAAAUGCAAGAGAGUUUCUCUCACUCAUCUUUGCUUUGCGGAUGAUCUAUUAGUUUUUUGCCAUGGAUCUCUUGAGUCUGUGUUGGGAGUGCAGAGUACUUUAGAGGUUUUCUACGAGCUAUCAGGAUUAAAGUUGAAUGCAUUGAAGACAGAUUUUUUUGUCUGUGGCUUAAAUACAAACACUCUUGAUCUGAUUCAUCAAGCUACUGGGUUUAAGAUAGCACAGCUCCCUGUCAGGUAUCUUGAAGUACCCCUUGUUACUCGCAAUCUCACAGGGAAGGACUGUUCUGCUCUUUUGGAACGAAUUAAAGGUAAACUAGCUCAAUGGUCCAGCAAAAAGCUCAGCUUUGGGGGAAGACUACAGUUGAAAGGUUGUGAUGCCCCAGCCAGAGGUGCUCGUGUAAGCUGGAGCCAGGUUUGCUCUCCUAAGUCUGAGAGUGGUCUGGGUCUAAAGAGUCUUGCACUUUGGAGUAAGGCUUGCUGCCUACUGCUCAUUAAAAAUAUUUUAGCAAAUGAUGGCUUACUCUGGAUUGCAUGGUUACGUGCAUACUGCCUCAAAGUUGUUAGUUUCUGGGAAGUUGAGUACAAGGCCUGCUUUAGCUGGAUUUUUAAAAAGUUGUUGAAGCUUCGUGAGGAGGCUAGGAAUCUGUUCCUUCCUUGUUCCAAUUGGAACCUGAUUAAGGGUAAAUGGAUUUGGGAUCAGAACAGAGUUCGUGCAGAAAAAGUUAGUUGGCACAGGAUCAUUUGGUUUCCUGCUCAUAUACUGAAAUUCUCCCUUAUUGUUUGGAUGGCCACCCUUGAUAGACUACCUACGAGGGAUAGGCUGAUUCGGUUUGGUUUAGUCUUGGAUAAUGGUUGUGUUCUGUGUGGGUCUGGGAUUGAGUCCUGUGAUCAUCUCUUUGCAGAUUGCUCCUUUACUUAG